AUGAUGAUUGCGAUGAGCGGACUUCGAGGAGGAAUCGCCUUUUCUUUGACGAAAAUGCUGACCCACACUGCCGAAAUCCCACAUAUCCACAAGUUCCUCUCCACCUGCAUCGCCAUCAUCAUGUUUACGUCCAUCAUUCAAGGAGGCGCGAUCCAGUACCUCGUAAAAUUCCUCGGCAUCAAGACCGCUGAAGACGAAGAGAUUGAAACUCGUCAAAAUAGAAUGUCAACUCGUUUGUAUCGAAAAAGCGCUCAUCAUCCAUCCAUGGCUCCAUUCGCUUCUGACGAAGACGAAAUGCUGUAA
This is a messenger RNA of Oikopleura dioica, 303 nucleotides long. NCBI's taxonomy places the organism in Eukaryota, Metazoa, Chordata, Appendicularia, Copelata, Oikopleuridae. The record is from the annotation of a GenBank genome assembly.